This is a messenger RNA of Daktulosphaira vitifoliae (grape phylloxera), 2107 nucleotides long. RefSeq names its product G-protein coupled receptor Mth2-like. Lineage: Eukaryota; Metazoa; Arthropoda; Insecta; Hemiptera; Phylloxeridae. Gene Ontology annotation, biological process: cell surface receptor signaling pathway; G protein-coupled receptor signaling pathway. The coding region runs from base 255 to 1847 and encodes 530 amino acids. Gene Ontology annotation, molecular function: G protein-coupled receptor activity. The transcript is spliced from 6 exons. Gene Ontology annotation, cellular component: membrane. The record is from RefSeq and is a predicted model, not a curated record.
UUUAGACCUUGCUGCCUCUCAGUUACCGUAGACACGCGGUGUGCAUCGCAUUCUGUUGGUGUGACGUAGUGUACAUGUUUGAAUUACUCAUAAAUUUUAAUUUAUUUUAAAAAAUUAUUGUUAUUUAAGGUAUUUUAAUUAAUUAAUGAAAACCUGUGUAUUUAUUUCGUUCGUGUUCCGUUAGAAGUACGCGACAUUCGAACUAUGGUCAGUUAAAUUAAAUAACUUCGUUUUUUUAUUUGGGGGUCAACACCAUGCAUGUUCGGACUUCAGUGUUUAUCGUUAGUAUUCUAGUUUCAACGUUUGUUAACGAAAAUGUGGGAAGUAAUAUUUCAUCGUGGUGCAAAAUGAAUACUACUAAGAUUGUACCACAAGAAAAUGUUACCUUUGUGGGCGAUGUGUUGUGGACAAUGGAACUGCCUCCAAAAGCAUACCCAAUAUCGGCAUACCGUAGAAUAGAUAAAGAAUACGAAUUAUGUAUUUGCGAAGUUGAGUUAUGCGUACAAAAGUGUUGUAAUCUAAAUCAAGUAUUUGGAAAAAAAGGAUGCGCUGCUAAUAAUGACACAUUGGAUGCAUCUUUUAUAGUGCCUAAAUAUGUUAAUGGAUCUGGUAUUGUUGAAGAACACGAAUCUGACCGUUUUUAUUUAGUCUAUGCUAAACCUAAAUGUAAAGCUGGCAAAUUAGUGUUAGAUCCAAAAAAAAUUCCUAAAGAUAAUUAUCGUAUAUCUGAUUCUGGUCAUUUAACAAAAGAAAACGGGGAAAUAAUCACAGCCCCAGAUCAAUAUUGUGUUGACAAUUUUAUUACCUAUAAACAAGUUAUUCCAUUGUUAUGCUUCGAAGAAAAAAUAAAUUUAGUUAUACCUGAAAAUAAUUCGUUAUUAAUUUACAAAAUUGCAAUGUUUAUAUCUCUUCCAUUUUUGAUGGUCACGUUUUUUAUAUAUGCCCUAAUCAGAGAAUUAAGAAACUUGCAAGGAAAAUCACUUAUAUGCCACAUAGGAUCACUAACGAUUGCUUAUGCUUCUUCACUUUUUAUACAAUUACACACUGAGUCCUUGGUCAGAUAUCAAAAUAAUAUAUGUGUGAUACUAGCAUACAUUAUUCAGUUUUCCUUCCUAGCCUCAUUUUUCUGGCUAAAUGUUAUGUGCUUCGAUUUGUGGUGGACCUUCAGCGGUUGUAGACCAAUGAGAGGACGUGCAAAAGAGAGAGAUUCUAAAAAAUUUAUUCUCCAUUCUAUAUAUGCCUGGGGAGGUCCACUUAUAAUAUUUUUUAUUACAUUUUAUAUGGAAUUAUCGACAAGCCUAAAUUCGACUGAAUAUCAGCCAGACUUUGGAUUGCGUAGUUGUUGGUUUCAUACAAAAACUGCUACCCUAAUAUAUUUUUAUGGACCUAUCGGUGUAAUUCUAUUAGCGAAUUCGUUGAUGUUUAUCCAUACUGCAUUGAUGAUCCUCAAACAUAUGAGAGAAGCAAAAGUACUUCAAGGAUCUGAAAGCAAAAAAAGUGUCGAUCAUGAAAAACAAAAAUUUCUGCUGUACUUCAAGUUAUUCCUCGUAAUGGGAGUAAAUUGGCUAGCAGAAAUAAUAUCGUGGGCCUUUGAUAACCAGGGCCAUUGGUGGUACGUGACUGAUAUUGGAAAUGCGUUACAAGGAGUGUUAAUAUUUUUAAUUUUUGUUUGUAAAAAACGAGUACUAAGAUUAGUGAACAAGAAGUUUUGUCCAGGAGUAGAGAUUGUCAAAUCAUCAACUGUUGUAUCAAAUAGGACAACGAGUAGUACUUACACACAAUCAACUGUGGUUCCCAAGGAUUCGGUUGAAAUGAACACACAUCUUGUUUCAGAUUUUAAGGCUUAAAACUGCUUAAUAUUUUUUCAUGAUUUAUUGUAUUUGUACACAUUAUCAUAGUUUUAUUUAAAUUUUGUAAAACAUAUUAAAAACAAAAUGUUUAUUGUUUUUUAACUAUUUUUAAAUUACCUUAAUUAAAUUUUUUAUACUAUUUAAAUUUUUAUGUGUUCGACCUAUUUAGAUAUUUAUAUUUUUUUAAUUAUUGAUUUUACUCAACUUGUAACUCAACGAUUUAAAUUAUGUUAAUAUUAAAAAUUAUUUUGUGUUAA